AUGCCGCCACAUCCAUUCUAUAGACGAUUACUUAAGGAAUACAAAGCAUUAAAUGCAACCACAUUGCCCGGUAUAACACUUAUAAGUAAUGAUGAAAAUUUAACUGAUUUCAUAUUUCAAAUUAAAAUCAGUAAUCAUAAUUUAUAUCCUGAAACUGAUUUAUAUUAUCUAAGUAUUCAAAUAACAGAAGAUUAUCCAGUAGAUUGCCCCCAAGUCAAAUUCAUAAUCUACGAACCACCAAUUGAUCUAACUCAAGAUGAUGAUACUUCCUCAAUUGAGAUUAUUGAAAAAUCAACCAUUCCGAUCCAUCCUCAUAUUUAUAGCAAUGGGCAUAUUUGUCUUAAUUUAUUAGGAGAGGAUUGGACCCCGGCAUGUUCGAUUGAACUGAUCUUGUUGAGCAUUCAGAGCAUGUUAAAUACUAAUGAUAAAUUGGAACGACCUCCUGAUAAUGAGUCAUAUAUUAGACAUGCACCUUUGAAUCCCAAAAGAACUAGAUUUGUAUAUCAUGAUGAUAAUGUGUAA
Molecule: messenger RNA, 522 nt
Organism: Hemisphaericaspora subhashii
Lineage: Eukaryota; Fungi; Ascomycota; Pichiomycetes; Serinales; Debaryomycetaceae
Gene: UBC15
Product: Ubc15p
Exons: 1
Coding region: 1-522 (173 amino acids)
Source: RefSeq, a predicted model, not a curated record